Stegostoma tigrinum is the source of this 2996-nucleotide messenger RNA. Its product is annotated as GLIPR1-like protein 1. Gene Ontology annotation, cellular component: extracellular region. The coding region runs from base 49 to 804 and encodes 251 amino acids. NCBI's taxonomy places the organism in Eukaryota, Metazoa, Chordata, Chondrichthyes, Orectolobiformes, Stegostomatidae. The record is from RefSeq and is a predicted model, not a curated record. The transcript is spliced from 6 exons.
UUUAGUGCUCGUCACUUCAAACCCGGUCACACUCAGCCCAGUCCUGUCAUGGCAAGCACAGCGGUGUCCUCGCUUCUUGGGGUGUUUUGUUUGCAAGUGCUCCCGUACGAGUCUGCCUUCGGGGCUCUGGUCGCGAUCACCGAUCCGACUUUCAUCCAGGACUGCGUCGACCAGCACAACAAGUUUCGUCGGGAAGUGGCACCGCCGGCCAAGAACAUGUUUGCGAUGACAUGGGAUGAAGCACUUGCUAAAUCUGCAAGAGCAUGGUCAAGAAAGUGCCUAUUCAAGCAUAAUCCAUACCUGCAAAAGAAGGGAACAGUGCACCCCACCUUCUUUCCUGUAGGAGAAAAUAUUUAUAUUUCCACAGGGCAUUUCAAUGCCAAGAGUGCUAUUCAACGAUGGUAUGGUGAAGUGGCUGACUAUGAUUACAGUACAAACAGCUGUAGACCAAAACGACAGUGUGGGCAUUACACGCAGGUUAUCUGGGCAAAUUCUUAUAAAGUUGGAUGUGCAGUUUCUGAUUGUCCCAAAGGAAUUAAAUCUUCUGGAUUUAAAGGACCAGGUGUAAUUUUUGUCUGUAACUAUGCACCAGCUGGAAAUUAUAUUGGGACCUUACCAUAUACAUCAGGUACUUCUUGUGAAUCGUGCAGUGACAAUUGCCAUGAGAAAUUAUGCAGAGACAUAAAACGGGAUGCUAUCAAAAAAUACCCUAACUGGAAUCCAAACUUCGGAUCAGCCUCCUUUUUCUCCUGUAACCAACUGUUGCUACUCACCUCUAUUAUUGUGAUAUACGUUUGGCAGUAACUACCUAAAUUUCAGGGAUUUUAGUUUUACCCUGAUUCAGGUUGAGAGGAUAUAAAGUUCUAUGUUGUGUGUCAUCAUUGUCAUUUUCUGUCCCACAAGCUUUCAAAAGAUUUGCUAAUGAUCUCAUUACAGCUCUGUGGUCAGUUUCCAAGCUGGAAUGCCUACCUUUUGCAAGGCAUUCUGCAUAGUAAGCUAGCCAAUUACUGACACAAACUAUAACUUAAGCCAGAAAAUUACAUGAAUGGCAAAACUAUUCAAAGGUGUUUGGAUAAACUUAGUGACCUUUAUCUGCUCAAUUGUUUGAGUUACCCAGAGCAGUCAAGAACUUUCUUCCAUUGAAUAAUUAGAAUAUAGCUCACUAAAUCAGAAUCUCUCUCUAAACUUAAUUCAAAUACGUGAUUGUUUUGUGGUAGAAAAAGUUUGUUAAAUAUUCCUGUAAAUCUAUAGUGUGAUAUAAGGAAUGCUGGUUUGAUUUUGUUUCCAAUUUGUUUUCUGCCAUCUUGUGAAGUUGAAUUGCCAGAAAAGUUUAUUCCAGUUCACCACUGUAUUACAGAGAACAUUUGUAAUGAACUUAGCAUACCUUGUGGUUAUACUUUAUGGCAGACUUCCUUUGUUGUUAGUUAGGUAUCUAGUUCCAAUUUGUACAAUUACUGGUGAAGUCAAUAUCAGACAAAUGCAAAUGUCAAAACUUCUUUGUGUUCUUUCUCCUGUUAACAGUUUACAUGAUUUCUCAGGUUCUCUUUCAGUCUGCUUAAAAACAAUUAUGGUGAUUUUGCUUUUUUUUAGGUAUUUAUAGUACCAACUGGCACAGCAUGUAUUAAAUGGCUAGGUGUGCCAUGUUCCUUACCAUCCUUAAGAUCUAUUUUACUGUGACAACAGGAUCUCAAUUGACAGAACAAAAAGUAGAAAAUGUUAGAAACAUUCAGAAAAGUAGGCAGAUCAGUAAAGGAAACUGUUGAAUUUUCAUGGAGGCUGAGUAUUUUCAGCAUUUUCUGUUUAUGUUUCAGAUUUCCUGAGUCCAUAGUAUUAAAACAAGUUAAUCCAUUUUAGAUCCAGUUCAAAAUCACUAAAAAUAAGUAAAACCAUAUUUUUUGUUUGAACAAUGAUAUGAGUUGAUCCCUUUGCAUACUGGAAACUGCCAACCCUGAAGGCUACAAUAUAUAUAAGGUAUAAAAAUAUUAUUUUGUACAAUUAUGGUAUAACAUCAUUAGACACCAUGUUGGCAACUCACAUGAAAUAGUGUCACAUGAGAAAUCAAAUAUCAAUUGUGGGUUUCUUGCAUAGGGGAGGGUUUCUGUAGCUAAUUUUUAAAAAGAAUAUGUAUUUUGAAUUUCAGCAAAAGAUUUAAACAUUCCUGUUGUUAUUUUAAAUUGAGCAGGUAAGACAAAUGUUUACUGUUACUCGCCUGCAUUUAAAAUGGUUUUCUCAAUAAAAGGGGCACUUUAGUGUAAAUUUCUGAAAACAUUCCUCUACCCACCCCAAUCCUCAUCCUGCCCUUUCAGUCAGUGGAAAGGUCAGGGUGGACUGAACAUACAAACUCAUUAUAACAAUACAUACUAGCACAUUGCAACGGAAUCCAUUUGUCUAUUUCUUAUUCAGUACUUACAAAGUUUCAAAAUAAGAAUUUGCAUGAAAUAAACUAGCGAGUACAGGAGGAAUUCUGCGGACCUGAUCCGUGCAGAUUCAAAAGUCCUGAUCAGUGAAGUAUUUAGCUAAAUGAACUGUUUCCUUACAUGAUUUCUGAGACACCAAUUUUUGGAAAUCAGUUCUGAAGUACUGGCGGCAGUGUUAGUUUUGUUGGUGUAAAAUUGGAGUUAAUGGAUUUGUUGCUUCUCAGAUGUUUCUCCCAAAAACUGGGGGAAAUGUAGUCACCAGAAAUAAAAACUGGGGUAAGUUAGAAACCCAAUCCAUAAUCACCCGUUUGACCAAAUGUUAAAAUUAACUUGUUUGUACAUUUUACAGCUCCAUUUAAAAUAACUUAUGUUUGAAAUUUACUGUGUUUUAUAUUAUUUUGUACAGGAUUACAAACAAACUUGUUUAUUUAUGAAUUUUUUUUUCUGUUUUGGAAGUCUGCAGGUAGAUAUUUAAGUCAGAACAUUUCCAGAAUUAACUCUCUAUAAUUGAGUAAUGUAAAAUUGAGUGAUUGUAAAAUUUCAAAACCAUAAUUGUUAAUAAAAUGCAUGUUCUCUGUU